Molecule: messenger RNA, 3433 nt
Organism: Rana temporaria (common frog)
Lineage: Eukaryota; Metazoa; Chordata; Amphibia; Anura; Ranidae
Gene: STAC
Product: SH3 and cysteine rich domain
Exons: 11
Coding region: 433-1638 (401 amino acids)
Biological process (GO): positive regulation of protein localization to plasma membrane; skeletal muscle contraction; positive regulation of voltage-gated calcium channel activity
Cellular component (GO): extrinsic component of cytoplasmic side of plasma membrane
Molecular function (GO): transmembrane transporter binding
Source: RefSeq, a predicted model, not a curated record
CACAUGCCUAUGCAAGCUAUCCUAAACUGUAGAUUAUAAAGCAGCUCCUCCCUCCCCUGCCUCAUGUGUAAGCAGCCCAGGCUUUCUGCUUCAGCUCACUUCUCUCCCCAUCACCAGGUCUGACAGCCACACUUCCAUGUCCCAUACCUCCAGGCUUUUUUACUAUAAAGGGAGAACAUACUUCACCCGCACGCUGCACAACCCUGCAAAAGCAAUUCUAUUCAAAACACUUCUUGCCUGGAAAGAAUAGACAGCAGACUGCAAAGAGUCUGCAGGGAAAUACUAAGCCAGGCAUUUAAAUACAAACAAACAAACACGAUGACCCGUCUGCGCAAACUGGACAAGCAAGCGCUGGCGGAUGCCCAAUGAGAUGCCAGCUUUUGUUAUUUAACUGAACUAUAUGAGAGAGGAUACUGCUGCAAAGCAAAGAGAAUGAUCCCUCCAAGCAGCACCAUGGGAGACAGUGUGGAGAAGGAGGAAGAACUUGGAAAUCCUGAACAGCCCCACUCUCCAGCUUCCACAAGUAGCCAGGAAUCAAAGCUCCAGAAACUUAAGAAAUCCCUAUCCUUCAAGACCAAGAGCAUACGGAGUAAAAGUGCAGACAAUUUCUUCCAAAGAACUAAUAGUGACAUGAAAUUUCAAGUAGAUUUAGAGCUAGAAGAUAGCCCAACCAGCAACAGAAGGAACCAAAGCUCAGAAACUCAGUCAGCAAGCCCUACCAAAGUAAUACAGCCGCCAGAUAACAAGACACACAUUUUCCAGGAACAUGUCUUUAAAAAACCCACAUUCUGCGAUGUAUGCAACCACAUGAUUGUAGGGACUAAUACAAAGCAUGGCCUGCGAUGCAAAGCUUGUAAAAUGAGCAUUCAUCACAAAUGCACGGAGACCAUCGCUUCUCAGCGCUGUAUGGGAAAACUGCCAAAAGGUUUUCGACGCUACUAUAGUUCUCCUUUACUUAUUCAUGAACAGUUUGGAUGCAUCAAAGAAGUAAUGCCUAUUGCAUGUGGAAACAAAGUCGAUCCUGUAUAUGAAGCACUCCGGUUUGGGACUUCUUUGGCACAGAAGACCAAGAAGAGCAGCUCUGGAAGUGGAUCUGACUCGCCAAAUCGGAGCUCUACUGCAGAUCUGGCAGAUGUACCUGAAGAAGGAGAUAGUUCAUAUUUAUUGGAUGUAAAUAGACAAAGAAGUGAUAGUGUUUUUAGCUACUUAGAAAAUGGUACAGAAUCUUACCUUGAAGAAGAGCAAGCAAAAGGCAUAUUAUCAACGGAAUCUUUAUUUAAGGAAUCAGUAGAUGCUUUUGUUGCCUUGUACAGAUUUAUACCACAGGAAAGUGAAGACUUAGCUAUGAGGCCAGGUGAUAUAAUUACUAUAUUGGAUGAUUCAAACGAAGAUUGGUGGAAGGGUAGAAUAGAAGAGAGAAUUGGAUAUUUUCCAGCAAAUUUUGUACAAAAGGUACAAACAAAUGAGAGUCUUUAUCGCUGCACAAGAACAUUUAUUGGAUGCAAAGAACAAGGGCAGAUUACACUUAAGGAAAAUCAGAUUUGUUCAAGUUCAGAGAAGGAGCAAAAUGGUUUUCUCAAAGUGGUCAGUGGGAAGAAAAGAGGCUUUGUACCCAUGGAUGUUUUGGAAAAUAUCUGACUGACUUGAAUGUUACCAUCAUCCAAGUUUUCAGGGGAUGCUGGUCUGCAUCAUGUGGUAUCAUGACUAAGAAGAGUCACACCGGCCACAGUGAAUGGAUACACAGAAGAGAGAUAAGAAAUCAGAAGAUUCCUAGGACUGUUAAAAACCAAGAACAGACUCUAAUAGGCUGUGUAGUAAAGCAUUACAGAUUAUGAGUUAUCCUUGCGUGGAAACAAAAAUGCUGCAGUGGUGAUAAUCAAAGAAGACAAAGCCUCUCGAUGUGUCUUAAAUAAGCUGCUCUGCUAAGUCUUACAUUUUUAAGGGCAGUUUCAAAGGAGUAGUAUCACAGUUAUGUAAUUGCCUUUAUGGGACGAGCUUCCUUCGUCAGUGUUCUCUUUUGUAACAUUGAAGUAAUCUAUUUACCUCCCUGUACCCAUGGUGUAAAAAGUACAGUAGACUGUAAGCUCUAUGGGGCAAAAACUGUGCCUGCUAACAUUUCUUGCAUAGCGUGGUGUACAGUAACUUAAUUCCGUUUUUUACUCUCUAAAUCAGGAUGGGAACAUAAAUGCUAAUAUGCAGUACUUCAGUCACGUGUAUCAUGUUUUUUUCUGUGCCAGAGGCAUGGAUUCUGGUCAUCAAUAUUUACUUCAUAUGUACAUUGAUUAAUUUAUUCAGCAUCCUUUUCAACACCAAUGUUACAAAGUACAUACAUCAGUCACUCCCUUUUGGGAUAUCAUUGCAUAUGUAAUAUGAAUGUGAAUGAAUUUUAGGAUACAUGUUAUGUUUCCUUUUUUGUACAAUCAGUGUUUUUUAUGUUUUCAUAAUGCGCAUAGAAAUGCCUAAUAAUGGAAGCCACAUUCUUUUUACAGUGUACAAAAUCCCCAGUUAGUUAUGCAGGCAGAACAUUUUUUUUAAAAAAGCAAAAAGGUUAUAUGCCCUGGGCAAACCAUUAGACCAUAUUAAUGGAGCCAUGAUGAACGUAAAACACAAUAUAUUUAUAUUUAUAUAAAAAAAAAAAUGUUGCCAAUAUGUCAAACAACAUAAAAAGACCUUGUUUAAAAUAUCUAUUUAACAAAGUCUUAAAAUGUUAUAAGCUAUUAUAUACAGUAUGUGAUCAGUAAUUUCAGUUUAGUAUAAUCUAGGGGAAGGCUGACAAUCGCGUCCUUCAACAGGGUUAGUGAACAGAAUGUCAAUGGUACUGUGCAUCAGCAUGGCUGUAUUUAGACAUUAUGCUGCCGAUGGUUCACCCAAAUGUAUCAUACAAUUGUUUUAGAAAAGAAUAGAAUGCACCUUUGAAGGUAGCAUGAGGUCUGUUUUAAAUGUAUACUGUUUAAAUGGUACUACGUUUCACUGUACAGACCACUCAACAGGAGAAAGAGGGCAUGAUAUUUCCCAAACUAAAGAAAGCCUUCUGACCCCUCUGUGUAUUGUUUGACCCCUCUGUAUAUCCCUUUUCCUGUGCAGUUUUCUUGCUGAAUUUGCAACUAUCCAUCAGAAACAGAAGACAGAAACAAAUGAAGAAAAUAAUGAUGCAAUUUGUACCUGAUCAUGCCCCUACUUAACUUACUGUUUAAUGUGUGUCCACAAAACUGUAGUUGGAUCAGAAUGAAGUUGGCACUUGAAAACAUUGUUCAAGGUUUUGGUUUUUCAGAGGUGAAGAUUAUAUUUAUGAGAACAGGUGACUAUGUGGAUUCAAAUUAACAGGCCAGAAAAUCAGCUCCAAGUUGGAAAAUAAAAUAACUUAGCACAGGGGUGCCCAACCUUUUGAAGAGCAAGGGCCACUUAAGCGACUUCGUAACCGGUCGCGGGCCAC